Microthlaspi erraticum is the source of this 1098-nucleotide messenger RNA. Lineage: Eukaryota; Viridiplantae; Streptophyta; Magnoliopsida; Brassicales; Brassicaceae. The record is from the annotation of a GenBank genome assembly.
AUGCACUUUCUUCUCACAACACUCAAUGUUGUUCAUGUUCUAAGCAUGCCGAUGCCUCUUGUGACGGUAGAUCCAGCGAGUGAGGAGUAUGCAGAGCAAGCAAGGAGACAACUCAAAUGGAAGAAUGAUGACUACAUCUGUCACGGCCACAUUCUCAAUGGUAUGUCUGAUUCUCUGUUUGAUGUCUAUCAAAAUGUCCAAUCCGCAAAGGAAUUGUGGGAUGCGUUGGAAGCAAAGUACAUGGCAGAGGAUGCUUCUAGUAAGAAGUUCCUUGUGAGUAAUUUCAACAAUUACAAGAUGUCUGAUACAAGACCAGUGAUGGAGCAAUACAAUGAAUUGCUUCGCAUAUUGGGCCAAUUUGCUCAGUAUGAUAUGAAGAUGGAUGAGUCCAUCUCUGUGUCAAGUAUCAUUGACAAGUUGCCUCCUUCCUGGAAGGAUUUCAGGCGAACUUUAAAGCACCAGAAGGAAGAGUUGUCUUUGGUACAACUUGGCAGCCACUUGCGCAUAGAGGAUUCUCUGAGAAUGCAAGAGGGUGGAAAACCCAAAGUGGCUGAAGGCUUCUUCUAUCAACAUGAUGGAGGAGGUGAUGAUUCUAAGUGGAAAAAUAAAGGGAAGAAGCGUCCCUUUAACAGCAACACUCACAAUCGAUCCAACAAGAGGUCUAAACCUGUCUGUUGGAAUUGUAACAAGCCUGGUCACUUCAAGAGUGAUUGUAGGGCUGGAAAGGAUAAGGAUAAGACGCCUCAGAAGCGUUUUGGGCAAGGGUCUAAGGACCAAGGCCAAUCACCACAUCAAGGUCAGAUUUCUGAGAUUGAUACAUUUCCUAAAGUGUAUUAUGUAUCAAAGAUAUCUGAGGCAUGUUAUGUGCAGGAUGAUGAUGUGUCGUGGUGGAUUGACUCGGGUGCAACAACACAUGUUUGCAAAGAUCGUGGCUGGUUCAAGUCUUAUGAAGCAGUGAAGAUGGAUCUGUUCUUUAUAUGGGCAACGAGUCAACUGCUCCUAUCCUUGGUCGUGGAAAAGUGGUGCUGGAGUUUAGUUCUGGGAAAUCUCUUCAUCUUGAUGAUGUUAUUCAUGUACCCAGAAUUAGGAAAAACUUAG